Molecule: messenger RNA, 1199 nt
Organism: Pyricularia oryzae 70-15
Lineage: Eukaryota; Fungi; Ascomycota; Sordariomycetes; Magnaporthales; Pyriculariaceae
Product: 54S ribosomal protein L24
Exons: 1
Coding region: 211-966 (251 amino acids)
Cellular component (GO): mitochondrial large ribosomal subunit
Molecular function (GO): structural constituent of ribosome
Source: RefSeq, a predicted model, not a curated record
GAAAAUUUGGCCGACACUGGAACGAGCUCCAUUCAGCUUCAAGUGAGAGAGCAUCCAACUCUCAGCAAAUUGUUACGACAGCCUCAGAGCUGGCCUCAUACCUGGUGCAUCACUCUUAGUCCGACCCACAGCCACCUUUUCCUCCAAACCUCUUGUCUAUCAGUCUUGCAUCUAGGUGGGGAAAAAAAAGGAGCCAAAACCGAACACACAAUGCCACCCUCCCGCGCCCUCGCCGGAGGCGUGGCCUUCCUCUCCUCUGCAGCUCGCGGAUCCCGAGCCUCGACCUCGGCGCUGCGCCAAUUCACAACAACGACUGCCUCGCCUUACAAGCAACCCAAGGGCCCCGCGACGCGCGAGCUGCCCAUCCCGUCACCGUCGGCACAGCACCCCGAGAUCCCAGCUUACCCCUUUGGUCCGCGGGCGACGUACAAGCAGUCCAACAAGGGCCUGUACGGGUCGGCGUCGAUCCGGUUCGGCAACAAUGUGUCGGAAAAGUACAACGUGAAGACGCGGCGCAAGUGGCGACCCAAUGUGCAGACGCGGCGGCUGUACUCGGAGUCGCUGGGUCAGAUGAUCAGGACCCGCGUCACCACGAGGGUACUACGGACCAUUGACAAGGUCGGUGGCCUCGACAACUACCUGCUCGGCACAAAGACCCAGAGGCUCAAGGACCUGGGCCCUUGGGGAUGGAGGCUCAGGUGGCGCAUCAUGCAGACCCCUAAGGUCCGGGCCAUGUUUGCCCGCCAGCGCGAGGAGCUUGGCCUGCCGCCCCAGGGCGCCGUGCAGGAGUUCUUGCCCGAGGGGGAGACGGCUGAAAGCCUCAUGAGGCAAACGGACGAGAUGCUCAGUCGCGAGGAUGAGUUUGAGAUUGGUGAGCAGGAGGCGGAUGUCCACGUGGAUGUUGUGCCAGAUAACUUCAUGGCCGAGGAGAAGAGGCCGAGCGGCGCAGAGGUGAAGAACCUGUAGGAAGAAAGCAAGGGCCAUUUCGUCUUAUGUUGAAAAGGCUCCGUGUAUCAUACUGUAAGGGUUUAUGACUACUUAGAGCUCUGGGUGCGUCAUAAAACGAUUUUGUAACAUACGCUUGCUACGCAAGUUCGGGCUUUAUAGUACUGAAGCUUCUUUUUCUGUUCAUUUUUUAUCUCAAAGCCUAAAAGCGCCUGUAAUGGUAUACCUCCAAAUCAUCUCGAUAUUUGCUCCCG